Messenger RNA from Cottoperca gobio, 1434 nucleotides. Its product is annotated as methylated-DNA--protein-cysteine methyltransferase. The record is from RefSeq and is a predicted model, not a curated record. Gene Ontology annotation, cellular component: nucleoplasm. Bases 121 to 687 code for a protein of 188 amino acids. Gene Ontology annotation, molecular function: methylated-DNA-[protein]-cysteine S-methyltransferase activity. The transcript has 5 exons. Lineage: Eukaryota; Metazoa; Chordata; Actinopteri; Perciformes; Bovichtidae. Gene Ontology annotation, biological process: DNA repair.
GACCACGCAGUCUGGAGAAACAGGAAGAGACUUUCUGUCACGUUUCUUUUGCAGAGAAAGGAGAAGCGGACAUCGUUCUGACACCGUACGGAUGCUGAAGGCUUCAUUCAGGGCAGCGAGAUGAAGAAGCAGAGGGAGAGCCAGUGCACUCAGAAGACCAUCUCAUUGCUGAGCCCCCUGGGGACGAUCCAAGUCAGUGGAUGUGAGAAUGGUGUGCACACCAUCCAGAUCCUAAUGGAUGUCGCACCUGCUGAAAGGAGCGGCGAGGCCCCCCUGAGCUGUGUGGUCAACGACAGCCCGGCAGAAACGAGCCCGGAGUUGCAGCGCUGCGUUGAAUGGCUCCAGGCGUACUUCAGUGAGCCGCAGACCACUGGGAGUCUCCCGCUCCCUGCCUUUCACCACCCCGCCCUGCAAGGAGACGCGUUCACCAGCCGCGCGUUGCAGGUACUUCUGAAGGAUGUGAAGUUUGGAGAGACGGUCUCGUACAAACGCCUCGCUGAGAUGGCGGGAAACCCCAGAGCGGCGCGAGCGGUGGGAGGGGCCAUGAGGAGGAACCCGGUUCCUCUCCUCAUCCCCUGCCACAGAGUCAUUUCUAGCAGUGGACAGAGUGGGCCGUACAUGAGCGGCAAGGGCGACCAUCUCAAACAAUGGCUGCUCACCCAUGAGAGGCAGAGAAGGGAAGGCUAAAGCAUGACAGAGGCCAACUGUCCUUCAUUCAGUACACACACACACACACACACACACACACACACACACACACACACACACACACACACACACACACACACACACACACACACACACACACACACACACACACACAAGGCCGGGAUUUUUUUUUUUUUUUUAAGAACACAAAACAGGGCCAUAAAGUUUAGCGUGCUUGGAACACUCUGCGGAACAACUGCUGCUUGUAGAUAUUCAGUUUAUUCUCCUUUAAAAAAAAAAAAAAAAUUCUAAGAAUAGAGAUGCUGCAUAGUUAAUGUGAUACAGAGUUGUUGCAGAAUUAGAAUGUACAAAAAUAACUUAAACAGAGAACAGUAGGAAUUACAAACAUAUGCUCCCGUGGGUCUGGGUUGCGUUUGCCAGAUAGUGCUGGAAUGGUUUUUCUAAAGAAUUAUUAUUCCCUUAAAAAUAUGUCUCUUGCAUUGUUGUUGUUGUUGUUGUUGUUUUUUUUUCCUAAGCAGAAUUAGUCUUUGUACCUCUCGUUGGUUUUUUAAUUUCCUGCCAAGUGAAUGCUUUGUUCAACAUCCAGUGAUAAAGGCUCUGAAUUUUACUGCUACAAAGCUUUGUAGUGAAGCAUUUGUUUUGUCUUCAUUUAGAUCUCAUUGUUUGCUCUCGCCUUACAAUCCACCUACAGUGGAGAUGUCUUAUGCAUUAUAUACUGUACUUUUAUAACAUUAGACAUGUUCAAAUAAAUACAUCUCAAAAUGA